AUGUUAGCAACCUCCAUGGCCGGAGAUAACUCACUCUGGCCGCCUCCGGAUCCGCCAAACCCUGUCCCUCCCCCACCAUCUCUCACUUCCUACCGCUGUCCCCUCCCCCUACUAUCUUUCCAAGCCCCUUCUGAACCUUGGACAUUGGCCACAACAAUGCCUCUUACUACUGAGUCCACUCAGAUGGUUACCGAUACUACUAUGGCUACCCCAACAGAUUUGGGUAUCACUUGUGAAACCUCUACUUCGCUUCCCUCGGGACCUGAAGAUUCUACUAUGUAUGAAGCUCACGAUGUUGUUGCAACGGAUGUUCCUACUUUCACGGACGUGGUUCCUGGCUGUGCUUCUCAGCCUUUAUCUUCUCCUGAUUUAGCGGAUCCCACCCAUUCCGGGUCAGAUCUGGUUUCUAACUCAGGCGGUACGGGUAAUGUGAAUACCUGGGCUGCUAAGCUUCAGCAGUCUGUGGACCGAGCUCUGGAAAAAACCAGUUCUCCUGCGCUUACACCUGCUGGAGUUCCCAGAAUAAAAAUCCCGGAUUCUGUCUUCAAACGAGGAGCGGACCUUCAUCAUGACUUCGUGCUGGACAUCUUUAUGGGAAAAACUCCCUCCUUUGGCUGCAUCCAAAGUGUCUUAACCCACAUCUGGGGCAGAGGCAUGAAGCUUCAAAUCCACAUGCGACCUGAUUCAAAGUCAAUGCUUGUGAGAAUUCCUAACUCCUCUAUUAAGAAAAAGAUUGUGGAUCAGAAAAUAUGGCACAUCGGAAGCUCACUCUUCUAUGUCGCUCAGUGGUCUGCUGAAGUUGCAGUUAAACCUCCUUCGUUUACCUCCAUCCCGCUGUGGGCUCAUGUCAAAGGAGUACCGUUUGAUCUCUAUACUCAGGAAGGGCUCGGGCAAAAUGUUAUCCCUACAGGAUCAGCCCCAUCUGCUCAACCUCCAAACAAAGCAGCUUCGGCACCUGUUGACCUCGUAUCUCCAGAGGUGUCCCCUGUUGACCUGACGUCGGAGGUCCCAGUCAACUCGUUAAGUGGCUCCUCUCUUUCCGUUGGUAUAGGAGAUCCGCUUCAGGAAGCUUCGAAGCCUGAAAACCUUUCUCCCCUGGGAAAAGGGGCAGUGGAGAUUUGCUCAGAUGAUAUUGCUGCCCCGCCCGAUGUGGAAAAGAUAUCCCACCUCAUUGCUCUUCCUGUUCACGUUUCUCACCGCCCAGUCAUCAAUAGAGUUUUCAAAAAGGCCUCUCCAACAGGCGCCCGUUUUAUCAGGAAGCCGCCUAGGGCCAAAUCUUCCUUGUCGAUAGAAGGUAUCAACCCAUUUGCCUGCCUUGAUACGAAUGGUUCUAUAGUUCUCGAAGGGGAGGCUGGGGAUUCUUCCCUCUCUUCCGAACCCCCAGAUAAUGACCACACUCCGUCGGGUUCUGCAAUUGCGGCGCUUCCUAUCCCCAAUGGGUUCACUUCUCCUUCAGUGGGAUCUCUCCUGCAAAUGGGAGAGCACCAACAUUAA
Messenger RNA from Thlaspi arvense, 1494 nucleotides. Lineage: Eukaryota; Viridiplantae; Streptophyta; Magnoliopsida; Brassicales; Brassicaceae. The record is from the annotation of a GenBank genome assembly.